This is a messenger RNA of Pistacia vera, 1722 nucleotides long. Its product is annotated as rubisco accumulation factor 1.1, chloroplastic-like. Lineage: Eukaryota; Viridiplantae; Streptophyta; Magnoliopsida; Sapindales; Anacardiaceae. Gene Ontology annotation, cellular component: chloroplast. Bases 80 to 1417 code for a protein of 445 amino acids. The record is from RefSeq and is a predicted model, not a curated record. The transcript has a single exon.
AAAUAAAAAGAUAAGGCAAAAACAAACGCCUCUCUCAUCAUCCUCCUCUCCUCAUUUCCAAAUUUCCCGGCAGAACACCAUGCUCUCUGUAACUACAAACACCCUUACCCUUAAAGCCUUCACCUCUCCCUUCACUGACAACAACCUCUUCCGUCUAAAUCCUCUACCUUUACGAUUCUUCUCUUCUAAACCCCUUCUUAAACCCAUUUCUGCCUCUCUCAUCCCACCCCCAAACUCUCAACAACGACGCCAGCAACAGGUUUACCAACCUUUCAGACCGCCACCCUCUCCUCUCCCACCGCAGUUCCGCAAUCUAGACACCGCCUCUCGUCUCGAAGUCCUCGCCAAUCGCCUCGGCCUCUGGUUCGAGUAUGCCCCCUUGAUUCCCACCCUGUAUCAGGAGGGUUUCCCCCCUCCUUCUGUUGAAGAAUCAACUGGCAUUUCUGGGGUUGAACAAAACCGACUUGUCGUUGCCGCCCAAGUCCGGGAUUCCCUCGUGGAAUCCAACACUGAUCCCGAAGUUCUCGCCUUUUUUGACACCGGUGGUGCGGAGCUUUUGUAUGAGAUAAGACUGUUAAGCGCCUCACAACGGGCCGCGGCGGCACGCUUUCUUGUUGAGAAUAAUUGUGAUGCUAAAGGAGCACAAGAUUUGGCGCGUGCAAUGAAGGAUUUUCCACGGAGGCGUGGGGAGAUAGCGCGGGAGAAGUUUAAUUAUGUUCUUCCAGGUGAUUGUUUGUCUUUUAUGUAUUAUAGGCAAAGUAAAGAGCAUAAACAUCCAUCAGAAGAGAGAACAAGUGCUUUAGAACUUGCAUUACAAGUUGCUGAGUCUGAUGAGGCUAAAAAGUUGAUAGAAAGAGAGUUACAGGGAGAGAUCGAGGAGAAGGAUGAAAAAGAAGUAAAAAUUGAGGACAGGGUUCAUGUUCCGGUUGUGAGAUUAAAAAUUGGUGAGGUUAGUGAAGCGACUAGUGUGGUUGUUUUGCCUGUUUGUAGAGGGGAGGAGAAGGAAAAAGGGAUUUCUGAAGCACCCUUCGAGUGUAGGAGUGAGGGGGAAUUUGGCGUGGUGGCGGCGGAAAAGGGGUGGAACAGGUGGGUGGUGUUGCCGGGGUGGGUGCCUGUUGUGGGGUUGGGGAAUGGGGGAGUGGUUGUGUCAUUUAGUGAUGCCAGGGUAUUGCCAUGGAGGGUGAACAGGUGGUAUAAGGAGGAGGCUAUUUUGGUGGUGGCGGAUAGGAGCAGGAAGGCGGUUGAGGUGGAUGAAGGGUUUUACUUGGUGCAGCUUGAAGAUGGUGAGUUGAAGGUGGAAAGAGGGUUGGCUUUGAAGGAAAGAGGGGUAGAAGAGAGUUUAGGGACAGUGGUGCUAGUGGUUAGGCCACCGAAAGAAGAGAUUGAUGAUCAAUUGAGUGAUGACGAUUGGGAGUGAAAUGAAUAUUAAUUUUGUUUAAAAUUGCGGUCAUUUAGGGUUUUAAUAAUGGUGAAACUUGAAGAUUUCAAUCAUACAGGCUUCAUUUCAAUGCCCUGUGGCAGGAGUUUUGCAACUUGUUUUGAUGCUGAAGGAUAGCUCUUGUUAGCAAUUAAUCCUGUUGUUUGUAAUGCUCUACUCAAUUUGUUUACUAAGAGGCUACUUAUUUUUUGGUUGCGUAUGCUGCUUGUAGUAUAUCAAAAAACUUAAAAUUACCACAGAAAUUUUGCUGAAUUGCAUUAUAUGAUGUGCAUGUUGUAUUUGUA